Molecule: messenger RNA, 2171 nt
Organism: Chelmon rostratus (copperband butterflyfish)
Lineage: Eukaryota; Metazoa; Chordata; Actinopteri; Chaetodontiformes; Chaetodontidae
Gene: kdf1a
Product: keratinocyte differentiation factor 1a
Exons: 4
Coding region: 347-1552 (401 amino acids)
Biological process (GO): keratinocyte development; regulation of epidermal cell division
Cellular component (GO): cell junction
Source: RefSeq, a predicted model, not a curated record
UGUGGGUGGGUGUAGGAUUUGGGAUUAGCCGUAGCCGCAGGUAAUAGCCAAACAUUGGGAGACUCUCGGCUACACAAGACUGAGUUUUACAAAAAGGAAACGACGCGAAUGAGCUGAGCUGUGUUGUUCGGUCGAGGCAUCUGACUUUAGGCGUGCAGAGUCUGUUGUUCCGUGGAGGCACAGUCACCUGGAAACCUGUGGGCGGACGAAGCCUUUCUUUCUGUGUUUGAGGCGCUAGCAGAAGUUUUCUCUCUGAGACUUCCGCGGUUUGCUCGCUGAACAAGUUAUCUGGGAUAAAAGACGGCCACAAGUGUUUCCUCUUAUGCGGUCCCAGGCAUUUUGAGCCAUGCCUGGCCACAGCACAGGGGCUCCCCAGGCGUCCCGCCACCACAAACACCACAGCUCCAGCUCCAGAGCAGAGAAGUACCGACAGACUCGGACUAUAUCCAGAGAGAGCACGGCCAGCCAGGACUCCUACAAGGAUCCUCAUGGAGAGCAUCUGCACGAGCACCACACUGACCACUCCCGGUAUUUGGAGAACAAGUACGGUCGUAGCAGAGGCCACCCACAAAAUGGCACAGGACGAGGAUCGGAGACUAUAGGAUUUAUUCCUGGGUCAGCAGACAGCACGCCUACCAGCAGACAUGCCUGUGGCUCCUGCGCCUCCAUGGGCUGGAGUGGCUGUAAGGCGCUUAUCUGCUGUGUACUGACCUGUGGAUUUUAUGGCAGCCGAGAGCCCUGCCUGCCUGUUAACGAGAGCUCCACAGACCAUCCCCCUAAAGCAGGUAGCGAGCCUCAGCCUCCUAAUGGCAUGGCUGUGACCAACCCCACUUGCGGCAUCCCUUUGGAAUCCAGCAAGUCUGCCAAGCCGUCUAAGUUGCCCACAAGUGACAGCUUCCGCUACCCGGAUGUGCGCAUUGCAGGUCAGACAGUAAGAUAUCCGGUUGCUGCCCCUAAACGGACCCGUACGCCUGGCAAGGGGGAAAGCCAACGGCCUGUUAGCAACACCAGCCUCUUAUCCCGUGAGGACUAUGACUUGGACGACCUGAGUGACACGGGCACAGACAUUGACUCUCUCAUCACCAAGAAGCUGCUGGAGCUUUACGCCCUGCACCAGAUCGACCAGCUGGCCAAGUGCACCUCCGACUCCUCUUUCUCCCGCAAGACCAACGAGAUCAGCGAGCUCAUCUACAGCAUCGCCCAGGACUACAACCUGGAGGAGCAGGAGGCCGAGUGCAAGCUGGUGCACGGCGUCAUCCGCAUCAGCACGAGGAAGGGCAAGAGAAACAAGAGCCAUCAGUCGACGGGGCAGCGUCCGAAUGGGAGGAACGACGGGACUCUCCCGGACAGCGGCAACGAGACCAUGACCAACACUUUCAUGAGCAGUGACUUUCCGGAGGUGAAGGUGUCGGAGCAGACGCCAUCGGACGAGCUGGCGAGGAAAAUGAGGCAUUACAGCGGGAGAACGUACUCCUCCAGCACCGCCACAGCCCACUCCCCCUACCACCAUGACACUGAAACAGACUCCUCUGGCGCUCCCCUGCUUCUCUGAAGGGCGACACAGAAACAAAAGUGCCCAUGCUGACAAAGUGAUGCAGCCAAUGAGAUGGACAAUGUUAUAAUGUUAUAGGGGUUUUUUUUGCACCUUUUACCCUGGGCAGUUGUACUUUUCCUUUUAGUGUUCUGGCUAAUGUUUGCGAUUGGAGUGUCAUUUAAAUUCAUGGACCUUUUAUCUUUGCAGCAAAUGACCCACUGAAACACGGGGAGAGACAAUUGAAGCCUUUUUUUUUUACGUAUUUGUAUGCAGUGCUCAAAGUUACUACACUCCAUGCAAGCUUAGCAUGCAGGCCAGAGGAUAGACUGAUGGAAGAACAUAACCGUCCUCAUUCUUCUCUUUGUGAUUGUUUAUGCAAGCCAGUGUGCAUGCACUGUAUGGGUUUAUUGACUCCUGCCAUUUAGAGUCCUUUAAAGCAUGUUAUGUCCUGAAAACUGUAUUGUUAAGCCAUAUUUUGAUGUACAUAUUUUUAAAUCAAUGUUACUUUCUAGGUUGUCAAACCACUUGUGGCAUUUGGCCAUAGAUUUUUAUUCCUGGGUAAGUCCUGUUUUUAACAAAAUAAAAAUCUCCAUGCUUGUUUAUGCCUUGUCAUGUGCAUUCAGUGAGGAAAUAUCUA